AUGCCAACGUCAAAAAAAACUUACAAGUAUUCUGUUGCAUUGAAUGUUAAUGUAGUUGAUGCACCUGGUACUCAAUUAACAACAAAAGGUGAUAUUUAUAUCAAUAUUUGUUUAUUGGGUAUACAUAAACGUACACAUUUAAUGCCACCUUAUUUUCCAAUGCAUAUUCAUGAAAAAUUUUAUUUCGAUAAAAUUUUUAAAUCAUGUUACAAUCCACGAGAUAUUAUUCAACGACUUGCACGUGAACAUGUUCUGUUUGAAUUACUUCAAACUAAUGUUCCAACACCAGUUAUUUUAGCAAGUUAUGAAAGAAGUGCAAAAGAUUUUCUUUAUCCAUAUUCACAUGAUCGAGUACAAUAUACGGGUUUAAAUCGUUAUAUUAUUCUUAAUCGUACAAUUGACUUUCCAGGAAUUACUCCUUCUUUGGAAUUUACUGUGAAUGCAUCUGUUGAUGAUAUAACUGGGAUAGCAAAGAGUAUUAAAACUCAUAAAUAUAUAGAACCUUUUGAUUCAUGUGAAAAACGCCCGAAAAGAUCAAAAUCAGUAACAUGGAAACCAGCAUCGACAUAUCCAGUUCGACCUUCGUUGAACGAUUCGGCUUAUGUAUCAAGUUCAGUAACAUCACAAACAAUAUCAUCAGCAGUAAAAGGUGAUUAUUCACAACCUCAAACCAAAGAAAAAUUACAAGAAUUAGCUGUACCAGGAAGAGUUAGACCGGUUGUUCCGCUCGAUAAAACACUCGGACGAGAACCAUUUGUCAUACGACAUGUCAACGAGGAUUUAGUUGGUCGUAAACCUCUAUCUCAUAUUGUCCUUGAUGAUGGUUUAGUUGUUAAUGAUUAUUCAUUCUCUCGUGAUAAUAGUUUCAUGUCAUUGUAUUCAUUAAAUGAUGGUUGUAAUUGUUCUCGAUCGGUUUCUCCAGCUAAUCGUCGUAGAAGGGGUUCAAGACGAGCACGAGCUCGGUCAACAUCACCAUCUCGUUGUUCAAGAAGAAUAUCUCAGUCUGUUGAUUUUGAACGUCGAGGACGUUCACGAACACCUGAUCAACGUUCUAGGUUACAUCCAAGAACAACAUCUUGCUGUAAUGAUUGUGAUUCUCCCUAUACAGAUGGUGGUAAAUCAUCUUUUAAUUUUUUUUCCAUUUUACUUCUAUUAGAAAAAUAUCUAGAAUUUCAUUCGACUAUAGAUUGUGCUAUAUGUCGAUUACAUCGUACUCAUAGUGAACGAAGUCGAAGAGCAAGAUCUUUAGAGCAGCAAAAUUUUGCGGCAACUUCAAAACAUAAAAUAUAUUCACCGGCUGUUUACUCCAGUAGUGUAUCGCCUUAUUUAACGAGUGCCACAUUACUUCGAGAUCCAUUUCGUUAUCGUCAUCGACAAUCGCCAGCAGGUGAACUAAGUGACAAGAUUCUUCAUACUCUUCGUCGUAAUCUUGAUUCUUAUAGUGCUCAACCAUGCCAUAAGUAUUAUUCUUCUUGUCGUUAUUCCGAUGGACAUGUUGAUGAUGAUGAAUUACUUGAACGAAGUCGUCGACUCACACAAGAUUAG
Messenger RNA from Rotaria sp. Silwood1, 1545 nucleotides. The record is from the annotation of a GenBank genome assembly. NCBI's taxonomy places the organism in Eukaryota, Metazoa, Rotifera, Eurotatoria, Philodinida, Philodinidae.